Molecule: messenger RNA, 2337 nt
Organism: Pungitius pungitius (ninespine stickleback)
Lineage: Eukaryota; Metazoa; Chordata; Actinopteri; Perciformes; Gasterosteidae
Product: monocarboxylate transporter 7-like
Exons: 6
Coding region: 125-1750 (541 amino acids)
Biological process (GO): monocarboxylic acid transport; transmembrane transport
Cellular component (GO): plasma membrane
Molecular function (GO): monocarboxylic acid transmembrane transporter activity
Source: RefSeq, a predicted model, not a curated record
CGGAAACGAGCGGGUCGCCUGCGGGGGAGAGAAGCCGCUGCUGCCGCUGCUGCUGCUGCUGCGGGACGCGGUGCGGGAAAGCUGCUGCGGGACGGUACGCGGAAGUAACGGUACUCACCAGGGCAUGGCACUGUGUGGACUCCGGGGGCCACGUUUCCUGGGGCCCAACGUGUACCCGGAAGCCCCUGACGGAGGCUGGGGAUGGGUGGUGGCUGCCGCCUUCUUUCUGGUGGAGGCGCUCACCUACGGUACCAUCAAGAUCUUUGGCAUCUUCCUCCAGGACCUGAUGGAGCAGUUUGGAGAGACCAACAGUCGGGUCUCCUGGGUCGUCUCCAUCUGCGUGUUUGUCAUGACCUUCAGCGGUCCUCUCUCUGCUGUGAUGACAAACCGCUUCGGGUUCCAAAUUGUUGUGAUGACUGGAGGAUUUCUUAUUGCCACGGGCAACAUAGCGACCAGCUUCACGACCUCCAUCAAUCAGAUGUACAUCACCUAUGGCGUGGUGGCGGGUCUUGGCUACUGCCUGACCUUCCUGCCCACCGUGACCAUCCUUUCCCAGUAUUUCACACGCCGGCGCUCUCUGGUCGUCGCCGUGGCCUCGACCGGAGAGUCCCUGUCCAUGUUUGCACUGGCGCCAGCCUUCUCUGCACUGAGGGACCGUGUUGGCUGGCGACACACCAUGGUGGUGAUCGGCAGCCUGCAGACCAUCAUAGUCAUCUGUGGGGCUCUGCUUCGGCCAAUCAUCAUCAAGCCCGGGUCGCCCCGCGACACCCGGACGGACCGCUUGCCCUCAAAGCAGCUGGCCGACGUCCGUACGUCAGAAGAUGCCAAGGCCCACCUGGAAGACUCCACAACGAACGGCGCCUCACAUCCACAAAACGACCUGACCCGAGGCUCCGUGGUCAGCGCGGUCAAUGGCGUCAGCAGCAGCAGCAGCAGCCCGGAGGAGAAGACACUACUGCAGGAAGAAGAAGCGAGGGCGUCUGUGGAAACCGCCACGGCGGGGACGACCGGGCCCGAAGCCAAGCAGAAAGAGAGCGACGGCGCCCGGAGGGGAGCGGCGGACCCGCCCGGGAAUCCCAAACUCCUGGACUUCUCCGUCCUCGGGGAGUGCAGCUUCAUCCUGUACUCUCUGUUCGGGCUGUUCGCCACGCUGGGCUUCUUCGCCCCGCCGCUCUACGUCAUCGAGCUGAGCGUGAGCCGGGGCGUGGCGCGGGACACCGCCACCUACAUGCUCUCCGCCAUGGCCGUGGCGGAGAUCCUGGGCCGCCUCUCCAUCGGCUGGAUCAUGACCCGCGAGCGCUUCAGGCGGAGGAAGCUGCAGGUGCUGCUGGUGUGCGUGGUCGGCAUGACGGCCGACCUGUUCGGCUUCACGCUGGCCUCGGAGUUCUACGGCCUGGCGGCGUGCUGCUGCUUCUUCGGGUUCUUCAUGGGGAGCAUCUCGUGCAGCCACAUCCCCAUGCUGGCCGAGGACGACGUGGUGGGGAUCGAGAGGAUGCCCUCGGCCGCCGGCGUCUACGUGUUCAUACAGAGCUUCGCCGGGCUGGCCGGACCCCCGCUGGGAGGCAUGCUGGUGGAUGCGACUCAGAACUACGGCUCCGCCUUCUACUCGUGCGCAGCCGGCAUGGCGCUGGGCGCCCUGUUCCUGGCCUUGGUGAGACCUGCCAAGAACCGAGUGCUGUGCAGGAGCAGGAAGUCCAAGCGGCCUGAAGACCAGCGGGGGAGGGGGGGGGACUCUGAGUGCAGCGCGUGAACCAGCAGGACCGCUGUGGAGGGGGAUCGGAGAAGAGCAGUAGAGGUCCUACGAGGGUAGAAUGGAGACGACAGUGUUGAAGUUGCACAUUAAAGAGAAAGACCAAAGGUGUUUAUGAUCCAGGAACAUUCUUUAGAACGUUUUGCUUACUGUGCCUUAUCGUACGUACCAAACUGUGUCUAACCCUAGACUCAACGUCCUGGGAAGACCACUACAUGGGCUUUAGGUGCCUCCAGCUCGUGUUGUGGUCUUGCUUUGGACAUGUUGACAACGGGUUGAUGAAGCUUCAAGAUACUGCACAGUGCAAAAUGUAACACGAUUACUUGAUAAAAUAAUAACAAGCCUGCAAACAAAGUAAUGCCAUACAACUGUGAUUCAAAUGUAGCUGCGACAACAACAAAUUGCACAAAUUCUGUAACGUGUUUAUAGAACAUAAAGCUCAGGAGUUGUGAAAAGAGUUUUAUUCUGACCAAAUCGUUACCACGCUGACAAUGUUAUGUAGUAUAAGACGUCAGAAAUCAAGCUAUUUUUAUAUUCUUUUUCAUGAUGAUGUGUUCAUAAUAAAGCAAGUGACAUGAAUCACGUUA